UCUCUGUAACCGGAAGUACUAAAUAACUGGUAAACAAACGUUCAGACACAGUCAAUAUGUGACCAUUUUCAAACACCUCCUAAUAACCAUGUCUGGGUCAACUCAAGUAAGGGAAACCAUAGAACUGCUAUCAACAAUACUGAACGAAAAUGGAGCAUCACUUGUCACCGCAGAAACAUUUCGCUUGGCAAAGUUCAACAAUUACGAAGCGACACCCGCUUUGUGGAAGCUGUUGUUUGAGCUGGUAUACUUCAGCAAUUAUGGAGUAGUUGACGACUCUGCUGUCAAGGCCCAGAGGCAGCUUUCAGACGAGGAGAAGUGUGUCCUUGUCAAGCGAGAACUACAAAGUCGUGGUUACAUGUCACAUGACUUUGCUCACUUGCCAAAUGAUGCCUCAAGGGGGAAGUCGCGAACUAUUGCUGGCUAUGGCAUGGCUGGUGUGUAAAGAGACAUUGAUUGAGAGGUUCAUGGACAAGUGUACGUCUCCUUUGGAUGAAAACAUCUCACAGUGGUGUAAGGAGUGGCCUAAUUCUGCUUGUGAUUUGGGCCCUACUGCCAAGGGAGAUUCAGCUGCCCCAGCUGGUGAGAGAGUACAGAGGCUACUAGUGCUGAAUAGUAAACUACGACUCAACCUGCGGCGAAUGUACGCAGCUCAGCAACAUGAGGCUAAGCUUCUAAACAAGAUUGAAAACACCACCACAGGGAUAUCACUCCGAAAGAACCGUGACAAUUUAUCGGUGUUAGAAGUCCAUUUGCUGAGGCACCCACAUCUGCUGAAACGAAUGCUGGUGCUACUUGAUAAGGACAAUGAGCGCCUCCAGAACCUGAUGAACUGGCGACAACAUGAAGACAUAUUUUGGAAGUGGAUGGACAGUGUCCUUGACCUGAAGGUGAAGGCUGCAGCAGAAGACCGAGACCAUAGUGAGGCUCGGUCUGGUGCUGUUUAUCUUCAGACUCCACUUGAUGGACCUGUACAGAUGCAGCUGGCUAGACAGCAGCUAGUACAGUCCAUCCUCAGCUAUGAGAGCAGCAUACAGAACCUGGAACAGCUGUGGGAUACAAAGAGACAGGAAAUCAGCAACCAUGAGCUGGACAACUUAAUAGCAUCAAUCAACAUGGACAUAUCAGUCCACAAAGCUAACCUCAUGCUCACUGCUGCACAUGACAUAGCCGGAACACUGAAUCCAGAACCAUCCUUCAGACUGGCAAGUAAAACGCGCUUCCGGGGUCAGGCCAACGUGGCAAAUGUACUUCAUUCCCCCGGUGAGGGUGGGGACAGUUGUUGCACAGAUAUUGCCGGAGUGACGGAAGACCUGACACAUCAGAUCCAGGACAUGCGAACUCAACUCACCCACAUGCACCGGGAAUGUCAGAAGACGCUGAUGGGACUGGCCAGAAACAUACCCUCUGCUAUCUGUAUCGAACCAACAGCAGUCCGUGAAUCUGACCAGUAUGCAUAGAAUGUGAAUCUGCUGAUUUGUGAACUUCCACGUCCUCUGAUACAGUGUAGAAUGUUACCAUUAUUGUUUGAUACAUACCCUGGACCUUUCUCCACCAUAGGUCUGCUUCGGCUGUAACAUCAUAAUCUUCUUAUUUGUCACUGACACAGAACAGAAUUUCUCUCAUUCAUGAGCUUGAUAUCAUUAACCAGCCAAUAUGACUUCUUGAAAAGGGUUUGGCAGAAGUCCACUAUCAAACCUUUUAGGUUUAUUGACGGCUAUUUUAAGUGACAUGUCAUUCCAGCUGGACUCCAUGAUUCAAAGUACUGAUUUAGAUAUAUGAAUAAUACAGUGGAGUAUCGAGGAAGAAACAUCCAUUUACCUUUCCAUCAUAUGUAACAGCUUGUUCUUUAAUGUUACCAUUUAACAUGUCCCUGGGGAAUAAUACAAAUAAGACUUCUUUUAAUGAUAUUCUUCUUUCCUUUGAGUGUAUCCAAAGAACGCCAAGGGUACUUCAGCCCUAAAAAUGGAUUAGUGUAAUAUGGUGGAGUUUAUCAUACAAAGGUACCUUGAAGAGGGUCUUCUUUAGAGUUAUCUCCCUUCCAUGACCAGUGCCUCAUGGAAUCUGUGUUAUCAGAGUCUGUCAAAAUAUACUGCUGAAACAAUCUACCAGGCAUGUAUAUACCAUGCAGCAGUAGCCUAUUGUAUUGUAGACACCAGGUUGUUUUGUUAAGGGAUGUAGACAGUUGCUUUUAUAAUAAUAUGUAACACUCUAGACAAUGGGUAUUUGAAGAGUUUGACAAAUUUCCAACGAUUUCAUGCAGCUGACAAGAGUUUGGACGCUUAGAAAUCACUGGCCUCUCAGGAGCUUUGCUAACAGCUUUUACUUUUAAAAUUAUAUCUUAUUUCAUCAAUAUUUUCCCAAUUUCAGUAUUCAAAUAUAGGUAUUUUUUAUAUGGGAAAAAACAUAUGAAAACUGUUACUGGCAACUCGAAACACAUUCAUUUGAAAAUUUUCCAAAAGGUUUGCUAUCAUUGACAUCCUAGACUAGCAUAUUGUCUACAUAAUGCCUAAAAAGAAUUUAAAAUAAAUGGUGCAAUAUGAUACAUAUCAGCAUAUGCAAAUAUUGUUAUAUUAUUACACCAAGUCAUUUUUAUUUUUGGAGGCACAUUUCACGUAGUUUAAUCUGAUAAGAACAGUCGAGGUUUUUGCAACAUGACUUAGCAGUUGUAAUUAGCUGUGUACCGUUUGCCACAUAUUGUCACAGUAUUGCCAUACAGUGUUUUCUCAGUAUUGCCGCACAGUGGUUUGGUUGACCAUAAAUGUUGAUAUCUGUUAUGUUGCUGGGCGUUUGGGUAGUGGUUAAAGCGUUCACUCAUCACGCCAAAGGCCCCGGGUUCGAUUUGCGACAUGGGUACAAUGUGUGAAGCCUAUGUCUCGAGUGCCCCGCCGUGAUAAUGCUGGAACGUUGCUAAAAUUGACGUAAAACUAAACUCACUGUUAUGUUGCUACCUAGAGCAAGGUGACACACACUGAGACACAUACACCUUGGACACAUGUAUAGAGAUGCCAACCCAUGUGAUUUUAUAGUAUUCGCUACGAAAAAACAACACAAAAUACGUGACUUCGAUAGCAGUAAAAAUAUACAAAUUUUUAAAAAUAUUAAAUUAUAUUAUCAAACAGCAUACGCAAUAAAUUUCAAUCACAUUUUAUUUAAUAUCAAGCUAUAUAUGGAUACUUAUUACUGAUUUAGGUGAGUACAAUGUCAAUAACAAGGUCUUAGACAAUAUAUUUACAUAUUAUAUUUAAUAUGAAUAGUCUUUGGAAAAGUUAAUACUAAUUAUACUUUUGGCCAAAAAAUACUAAUUUUUUGCACCAGUUUUGGGCCAAAAUACUAUUUGGGCUAAAUUAGGGUUGGCAUCUCUGCAUGCAGCUGAUACCAGGCGUGGCACAGUGGUUGGUUGUAAUUUGUUGUCUGUUGACCAUGAUGUAGAUGAGUUGAACAUGCAACGGUGUUUUUCCUGCAUGUACUUUGUUCAUUGUUGUUUUUAUGCAUGAAACACUGCCGUUUAAAGGGAAUAUCUUAUAUGACAUAAACAUAUGGAUGCUUAUUCAUUCUUAUAGAGUACUCUUAAAAAUCUGGAACUGCAGUAAUAAGAUCGAAGACUCAACAGUUUGUCAACACCAACCACAGUAUUGUAAUUUUAAAGACACCACUUCAUCGAAUGCAAAUGUGAAGAUCAUUAUUUAUCUUGUGUAUGUAAUACUCAAAAAGACCUUUAUGGUCAAGCAAAGUUUUCUUAUUACUGUAGUUAAUUUGUCAUGGCUCACGAUUCUUAAAUAUUUCCAUACUUACUUUGUCAUGGCAUGACAAGUGAACUACAGAAAGAAAUCAAGUGGUGCUUCACAUCUUUUGAGUAAGAAAGAUGUAUUGAAAGGCUGUAUCCCAAAUGAUUUAAUGAGAGGUUUAACAAGUGCUGAGAUAUAUUUGUCAUGUUUAUCCUUUUGUAUAAAGGUAUUCCUACAGGUAAA
Molecule: messenger RNA, 3971 nt
Organism: Haliotis rubra (blacklip abalone)
Lineage: Eukaryota; Metazoa; Mollusca; Gastropoda; Lepetellida; Haliotidae
Exons: 8
Coding region: 366-1460 (364 amino acids)
Source: RefSeq, a predicted model, not a curated record